Drosophila erecta is the source of this 1753-nucleotide messenger RNA. RefSeq lists its product as uncharacterized. Lineage: Eukaryota; Metazoa; Arthropoda; Insecta; Diptera; Drosophilidae. The transcript has 5 exons. Bases 454 to 1428 code for a protein of 324 amino acids. The record is from RefSeq and is a predicted model, not a curated record.
GGAACAUUGUCGCCACUCUCGGGCGAUCAGUUUGGGCCGAGAUCGCGACGCGUUCGCUUCGAUUUCCUCUACCGGAGCACGGUGCAUUUGCAAUCUCCGCGAUUGCCAAACAAUACAAUAGCAAAACAAAGUUGUACUCCAAUCCAAAAAAGCCAACGAAAAAUCUGAGAAAAAUAACGCGCAGCAAAUUCAACUAUUUUUAGCGGAUUACCAGCCAUGUGAAGUGUAAUGAAAUGUGUACAGCAGCCAAAAACUAACAACCUGUCACACUGGCUGGCAAAAAGCGUUAACAAUAAAUAAGCGAAACAAUACCAACAGCACGGCCAGUUCAACUGUAUAACAAUGAGGAGAGAAGGCACCUCGAGGAAUUGCUAGUCGGGUCCAUUAGCAGUCAAUCAGCCGCAGAGAAGAGCCAGCAAAAGAUACAGAUACAGCCGGUGCAAAAGAUACAGGAUGCACGAGAGACAAGUGAAGAAGUUGAAGGGCAGCCAUUAUGUGGCCACGCACGGUCGCCUCACUCCGGACCCGCCCUACGUCCACUCGAACCGGGGCUACUCCACGGACGGCGAUGAGACCCACUCCCACCGGGCACCCUCGGAGCGCACCUACUCGGAGUACACGCUGACCCACGAGCGCAUCUCGCCGCAGUACAAUGGGUCGCGCAAGAAGCGCUCCUCCUCCGCCUCGAAUGGCCACCACCACAACCAGCACCUGCAGAGCAGCUACAGCCACAGUCAGAUGGGCCUCUCCAGUUCGCCGGACAACGGAGGACCACGCUCCCUCAGCGGACCGCCGCCCACGCGACAGCCACCGCGUGCUCCGUCCGCCCUGAGCUACGACCAGGCUGGGGACGCGGGCAGCGACAUCUAUGUGACCAGUGCCGCCUACAAGGCGCCCUCCGAGAUCAGUCGCUACAGCCAGCGCCCAGUGUCCCGAGGAGCUCCACGGAGUGUUUACUCGGUGGCCAGUACGGCCAAAACCGGACGCAGUGCCCGCUCGACGACCCGGAGAGGCGCCAAGGUGGAGACGAUGUCCGCACCGAAUCCAUUUUGUCCGAAUGUCAAGGGCGUGUGCUGCCUGAUGCUGUUGCUGAAUUUGGGCCUGAUCCUGGUGACGCUGGGAUUCGUGAUUGUGGUGCAGUUCUAUGAGCCACUGUACGUGUGGAUACUGGGCAUCGUGUUCCUGGUCUUUGGCUUCCUCACGCUGAUCGGCUGCAUGAUCUACUGCGUGUAUGUGUUCCGGGAUGCGAAGACGCCGUCGCAGGUGCGAAACGAGGAUCUCUACUGGACGCGGCAUUGGCAAAAGAAUAUCGGGUAUACGCCGCAGGAGAUCAACUACAAGGCGGAUAAAUAUGAUGCCUACUCGGAUCGCUAUUCGGUCAGCAAGCUGAGUGGAAAAUAUUCGGAUCGCGAGAGCCAGCGAUACUGAUACUGAUUGUUAUGCACAUGCGGUUUGAUAAUAGGGGAUCCUUCCAGCCGGCGAAGAAAUAUCAAUAGCAACAUAUAAACCACUUAUAUCUUAACUAAUUGUAAGACUAUCUACUAGUUCUAAACGGUUAUUAACAAGGCCCCUCAACGUACCUGCUGCAAGUUGCUUGCUGGUUUGUAUGUUUUAAGUGAGAAACUGAAGGGAGACGAGAGGAUACAACAGAGUAUUGUAAUCUGCCAUAAUCAACAAGAGAGUUUUAUGCUAAAAUUGUAACUGCAAUUGUAACACAUGAGAAAUAAACAAGCAAAUAAUACUUACUAGAGAA